AUGGCUUUCAAAUUGCCGGCGUCUAUCGCGGUCGCGAUAGCCCUGGGAACGGGACUCGUGUCUGGUGGAUCUCUAAAAGACAUUGAACAUGUCGUCAUCUUCAUGCAGGAGAAUCGCUCGUGGGACACGUAUUUCGGCACUAUGCCUGGAGUCCGGGGAUUCAAUGAUCCCAAUGUCCAGGUCAACCCAGACGGAAACUCGGUCUGGAAUCAAUUAGUCGAGCCGGCCCAAUCAAACAAGACCAAGACCUUGCUACCCUGGUAUCUUGGAUAUCAAGGCGGCGACUGGAAUGAUGCAAUUCAGUGCAUGUCUGCGGGUAGCAACAGCUACGAGGAGAACCAGCAAUCUCUCAACUAUGGGUUGAACAAUCACUGGGUGACAAACAACACACCCUGGAGCUGGGGGUAUUUGAAGCGGCAAGAUAUUCCAGUUCAAUUUGCUAUUGCUGAAGGUUGGACAUCGGGAGAUAUGUAUCAGGAAAGCCAAAUCACUGCCACAAAUCCUAAUCGGGUUACUUUGGUCAGCGGCUCCAUCAACGUUCCUGGUAGUCCCCAGAGCAAGGACCAGGGAGGUGUUUAUAUUGACAAUAAUGAGGUACCAGGCUGUGAUGACAACGGUAUCAACUGCUACCCACUCAAGUGGAAGACAGUCUAUGACUUUUAUGAAGAGGCGGGAGUCUCUUGGCAACUCUACCAAGACACAAACAACUUUGACGACAACCCUCUGGCUUGGUUCGACCAAUUUCAAACUGCCCCGCAAAACAGUUCUCUGGCUAAAAAGGGUAUGUCGUUCGUGGGCCUUGAUUCCUUCUACCAAGCUGCCGCCAACGGCACAUUACCCGAGGUUAGUUUCAUUGUCGGGCCGGCGGAGCUGUCAGAGCACCCGCCGUACAUGCCAAAGGACGGAGGCUGGCUUCAGAAGAAGGUCGUCGAUGCCGUCACCAGUAGCCCGAAGUACAACUCGACCCUUCUGAUGAUCAGCUAUGAUGAGACUGGUGGCUUUGGCGACCAUGUCACCCCCUUCCAUUCUCCUAAGGAUACCCCGGGAGAAUGGAUGCAGGACCCCUUGGGUAUGUUCACGGAUAUCUUCACAGGACCUGGUUUCCGGGUACCAUUCUAUAUGAUCUCCCCCUGGACUCGCGGAAACCGUGUGUUCACCGAGCGGGCAGAUCACAACUCCCAGAUUCUCUUCGUUGAGGAAUGGUUGACUGCACGGGGAUACGAAAAUAUCACAACCGAUCAGAUGGUUGAAUGGAGACGCAAGCACAUGUCUAAUCUAGUCAACGCGCUUGAUUUGCACAAUCCAGACUACUCUCUCCCCAGUCUCCCUGAUGCCGGGACCGUGGAUACCAACGCCAAGGGCGAGUAUACCGGUACAUCUAACUGCCAGGCACGUUACAAGCAGACACGUCCGGAUGUUCCCUAUGGAGAACAGAGCAACGCAACGGAUGUCAAUACCCUGUGGUUUGAAGAAGGUUUCAAAGAGGUGGUUGGCUACCUCACCGAGGGCCGAUACCUAACCUUUGAGAAGAAUGGAGCAGCCCUCACGAAUCCGGCCAGAGGCAACAGCCUUGUGUCCAGCCCUGCAAGCCCUCAGCACAACAAUAAAGCGCAGCGUUGGGUGAUCCACUACAACAAUGACGAGGAAAGCCAGACAUUUACCGUCUCCAGCGCACUGGAUGGUCGAUGGGUCGGCCCCGAUGGUGUUCUGCUUCCCAAAAGCCACAGCGCAAAGGCAGCCCAAGUGCAUUUCACCUUCCUAGGUGGUGGCCUUGGCUAUACCAUGCAGUUUGUGGAGAAGGGGCAAUACAUCGAUAUUGACAAGCACGGACACUUGGAUACUGAAACCCGCAAGACUAGACCUGCUAGUGGCUACCAGGUCUUCAGCGUCUCUUUCCGUAAUUAG
Molecule: messenger RNA, 1905 nt
Organism: Penicillium roqueforti
Lineage: Eukaryota; Fungi; Ascomycota; Eurotiomycetes; Eurotiales; Aspergillaceae
Product: nonhemolytic phospholipases C family protein
Exons: 5
Coding region: 1-1905 (634 amino acids)
Molecular function (GO): hydrolase activity, acting on ester bonds
Source: RefSeq, a predicted model, not a curated record